CUGGGUAUUCAUUUUUUUAGCUCAUAAACAAUGCGUUCGCCAUUGUUUUGUCACGCAUCAUGUUUGGUGAUAGUCUGAGAAAGUCCCGCCACGAAUCGCUUCAAGUUCCAACUGAAUGGAGACAGUCUCGUGCUUCUUUGUUGGAAACUUUCUUUCUACAAUCCCAGCCUUGUCUUACAGUCUUCGCCGGAGGACUAACUUCAAUGUUUUACCGCUUUCCUUCUCUUCGUCGCUGGAAUCGAUUUGCUUGUUUGUGAGCGAUGAGUGUAAAGGUCGUUCCACGUUUCAGCCACGAAGAUUGACUUGCAGUAACGUCAGUCGGAACAAGGGUAGUAUUAGUGCUACAAAGAAGAAGCCUAACAAAACUAAUAUUGUAGCCAAGCCAAAGCAGGGUAAAACUCGGCCUGCUACUGCUGCUUCUAAGGUUAAGAAAAGUAGUAUUAGUUGUACCAUAGAAAUAGUUGCGGAAUUGGAUGGUGGGAAGCAGCAGAAACAGGAGAAGCAGACGAGAGAGAAAGCCGUGAACGUGCGGGCCUUGUAUCAGAAUGGAGACCCGUUGGGACGAAGAGACCUUGGGAAGAGCGUGGUGAGGUGGAUCAGCCAAGGGAUGAGGGCAAUGGCUUCAGAUUUUGCGUCUGCGGAGGUUCAUGGGGAGUUUUCCGAGCUCCGGCAAUGGAUGGGACCUGGGCUUACUUUCGUGAUUGAAUCGCAGCAUUAUCUUAAUGCCAUUCCUAUGCCGCUUGGCCUUGAAGCUAUUUGCUUGAAGGUCUGCACGCAUUACCCAACUCUCUUUGAUCAUUUCCAGAGGGAGCUGCGUAAUGUUCUGCAGGAACUGCAGCGUGAAUCGGUGGUUCAAGAUUGGAGCAGCACAGAGUCUUGGAAGCUGCUGAAGGAGCUAGCAAAUUCAGCUCAGCAUAGAGCAAUUGCACGGAAAGUUACCCAGCCAAAGACCGUCCAAGGUGUUAUGGGAAUGGAUUUAGAGAAGGCCAAGGCUAUACAAGGCAGGAUUGAUGAGUUUACAAGUAGAAUGUCUGAACUGCUUCGCAUAGAGAGAGAUGCAGAAUUGGAGUUUACGCAGGAGGAGUUGGAUGCUAUUCCUACUCCUGAUGGGGAUUCAGAUUCCUCCAAGCCAAUUGAGUUCUUGGUUAGCCAUGGCCAGGCUCAGCAAGAGCUAUGUGACACCAUAUGCAAUUUAUAUGCAGUUAGCACAUCUACAGGAUUGGGAGGCAUGCACUUGGUUUUAUUUAGGGUUGAAGGCAAUCAUCGACUACCUCCUACUACACUUUCUCCUGGAGACAUGGUCUGUGUGAGGACAUGUGAUAGCAGGGGUGCAGGUGCUACAUCAUGCAUACAAGGGUUUGUUGAUAACCUUGGUCGUGAUGGUUGUAGCAUCAGUAUAGCCCUGGAGUCUCGUCAUGGUGACCCUACGUUCUCUAAGCUUUUUGGGAAGAGUGUGCGAAUUGAUCGUAUUCAAGGACUGGCAGAUGCUCUCACUUAUGAGCGCAACUGUGAGGCCCUAAUGCUGCUCCAAAAGAAUGGUCUGCAGAAGAAGAACCCAUCAAUUGCUGUAGUGGCUACAUUAUUUGGGGACAAGGAAGAUGUUACAUGGCUGGAAGAGAAUAAGUUGGCAGAUUGGUCUGAAGCUGAGUUUUGUGGAAUUAAGAGCGAAUAUUUUGAUGAUUCCCAGAAAAAAACAAUUGCUUUGGGGUUGAAUAAGAAGCACCCUGUAUUGGUAAUACAAGGACCACCUGGAACUGGAAAGACUGGUUUGCUUAAGGAACUAAUAGCACUUGCUGUUCAGCAGGGUGAAAGGGUGCUCAUGACAGCUCCUACAAAUGCAGCUGUUGACAACAUGGUCGAGAAACUUGCAAGUAUCGGCUUAAAUAUUGUCCGAGUUGGAAAUCCAGCACGCAUAUCUUCAGCUGUGGCAUCAAAGUCUUUGGUUGAAAUUGUGAAUUCUAAGCUUGAAAGUUUUCGAAGAGAGUUUGAAAGGAAAAAAUCAGAUCUGAGAAAGGAUUUGCAACUUUGUUUGAAGGAUGACUCUUUAGCAGCUGGCAUACGCCAACUUUUGAAACAGCUAGGAAAGGCCCUGAAGAAGAAAGAAAAGGAGACUGUGAAAGAAGUACUUUCCAAUGCACAGGUAGUGCUUGCUACCAGUACUGGAGCAGCUGACCCAUUGAUUCGAAGGCUAGAUACGUUUGACCUUGUUGUUAUAGAUGAAGCUGGUCAGGCUAUUGAGCCCUCUUGUUGGAUCCCUAUAUUACAAGGAAGACGCUGUAUUCUAGCAGGUGAUCAGUGUCAGCUUGCUCCUGUAAUUCUAUCCAGAAAAGCCUUAGAGGGUGGCCUUGGUGUGUCUUUAUUGGAGAGAGCUGCAAUGUUGCAUGAAGGCCUUCUUGGUACAGUGUUGACAACUCAGUACCGUAUGAAUGAUGCGAUUGCCAGUUGGGCCUCAAAGGAGAUGUAUAAUGGGUUAUUGAAGUCUUCUCCAAAUGUUGCUUCUCAUCUCCUCAUUGAUUCUCCAUUUGUCAUGCCAACAUCGGUUACACAGUGCCCAUUGCUGUUGCUUGAUACAAGAAAGCCAUAUGGAAGUUUGUCUGUUGGCUGUGAAGAACAUUUAGACCCAGCUGGCACAGGUUCAUUUUACAAUGAAGGAGAAGUAGACAUUGUUGUCCAACACAUAUUUUCCUUGAUUUAUGCAGGUGUUAGCCCAACAGCUAUUGCAGUGCAAUCACCUUAUGUUGCGCAGGUACAACUAUUAAGAGACAGGCUUGAUGAGUUUCCUCAGGCUACAGGAGUUGAAGUUGCAACAAUUGACAGCUUUCAAGGAAGGGAGGCUGAUGCAGUUAUCAUAUCAAUGGUUCGGUCAAACACUUUGGGAGCUGUUGGCUUCCUGGGGGAUAGUAGGCGAAUGAAUGUUGCAAUAACAAGGGCACGCAAACAUGUAGCAAUUGUGUGUGAUAGCUCAACAAUCUGCCACAACACAUUCCUGGCCAGGCUCUUGCGUCAUAUUCGAUAUUUUGGUAGAGUGAAGCAUGCUGAACCUGGUGGCUUCGGUGGCUCAGGGCUGGGCAUGGAUCCUAUGUUGCCAUCCAUUAGCUAACUCUGUGGGCAAGUCAGCUGCAACACAUUAUCUUCUUUUUAGUGAGAGAUUAUUGGGGAGCACAGUUGUAAGUCAGAUGCUUGUUCAGUUUCCCUGUCAACAUCUAUGUUGCUCCUCCCAUUUAUAUGUACAGGAGACCUUUCUCGAUAAUUUUUUCUUUUUCCAGCAGAAGAAAAAUUUAUACAAUUUCCUUUUUAAGUUUGUAUUUGUACAUAAACAGCAUAACUUUACAGAUUCUUAAUUUUUUUACAAUUUAAAAUGAAAAAAGUACAAAAAAAUUAAUAUAA
Molecule: messenger RNA, 3387 nt
Organism: Carica papaya (papaya)
Lineage: Eukaryota; Viridiplantae; Streptophyta; Magnoliopsida; Brassicales; Caricaceae
Product: P-loop containing nucleoside triphosphate hydrolases superfamily protein
Molecular function (GO): ATP hydrolysis activity; 5'-3' DNA helicase activity
Source: RefSeq, a predicted model, not a curated record